UCAUUGCCCCCCAUACACAAGCGCCACUCGCUCCAUCCACGCCAAGCAAGUGGAAUCCUAAUGACAUUUCAUUGAGGGGUAGUGCCAUUGAUUGUGUGUAGCGCCCGCCCCCCAUCUCCUCUCUCACAAACACCCCCAGAGCACAAUGCGGCGCAUGUUAGGGACAGGAGAGAGCGUUUAGGCAGCUCUUCGUACAAAUCUACAGCCUGCUAGACACCGCGGAUUCCCCUUCACUCUGACUUGGUAUAACCCAGAUUGUAACUGUUUCUCUUUGUCGGUCGGAUUCCUGUUCAGGUUUCUUUGAGAGACGGACGAUGGCGGCUACCGAGAUAGUGCGGCAGAUGGGUGAAGGGUGCCGCAGCCUUCCUCUUUCGGCUCAUGUGGGAUUUGACAGCCUGCCGGACCAACUGGUUACCAAAUCAGUUAACCAUGGCUUUUGUUUUAACAUUCUCUGUGUGGGCGAGACCGGCCUUGGUAAAUCUACGUUAAUGGACACCUUGUUUAACACCAAGUUUGAAAGCGAGCCCAAUUCACAUUCACAACCUGGGGUGCAGCUAAAAUCCAGCACAUAUGAUCUUACAGAGAGUAAUGUACUUCUGAAACUGACAGUUGUUAACUCAAUUGGUUUUGGGGACCAGAUUAACAAAGAAGACAGUUACAAACCUAUCGUUGAGUUCAUUGACUCCCAGUUUGAAGCCUACCUACAGGAGGAACUGAAAAUUAAAAGAGUCCUUCAUAACUACCAUGACUCUCGUAUCCAUGCUUGUCUCUAUUUUAUUGCUCCCACGGGUCAUUCUCUGAAGUCUCUUGACCUGGUAACAAUGAAGAAGCUGGAUAGCAAGGUUAAUAUCAUCCCAAUCAUUGCUAAAUCCGAUGCCAUUUCUAAGAGUGAGCUGACUAAAUUCAAGAUUAAGAUCACAAGUGAGCUGGUUAGCAAUGGAGUACAGAUCUAUCAGUUUCCCACAGAUGAUGAAACAGUCGCUGAAAUAAACGGGACAAUGAAUGCUCACUUGCCCUUUGCAGUAGUUGGCAGUACAGAGGAGACAAAAAUAGGAAACAAAAUGAUGAAAGUUCGGCAGUAUCCUUGGGGAACUGUUCAAGUUGAAAAUGAAUCUCACUGUGAUUUCAUCAAGCUGAGAGAGAUGCUGAUACGGGUGAACAUGGAGGAUUUACGUGAACAGACGCACACACAUCAUUAUGAACUUUACCGAAGGUGCAAAUUGGAGGAAAUGGGCUUCAAAGACACAGACCCAGACAGCAAGCCAUUCAGUUUACAGGAGACAUAUGAAGCAAAAAGAAAUGAAUUUCUGGGAGAACUGCAAAAGAAAGAAGAGGAGAUGAGGCAGAUGUUUGUUCAGAGAGUAAAGGAGAAGGAAGCUGAGCUGAAGGAGGCAGAAAAAGAGCUCCAUGAAAAGUUUGACCGCUUAAAAAAGUUACAUCAAGACGAGAAGAAAAAGCUAGAAGAAAAGAAAAAAAGCCUGGAUGAUGAGUUGAAUGAAUUUAAGAAAAGGAAGACUGCCACAGAGUUAUUGCAGUCACAAGCACAACAGGCUGGGGGCUCACAGACCUUGAAAAAAGAGAAAGAGAGAAAGAACUUCUUUUAAUCUGUUCCCUCACCUGUAUGAUGGAGAAGAGCACUGUUUGUAGAAGACACAGAGGUCCCUUGUGUUUUUUUGGAAUGGGAAAAGUGAUAAUUAAUAAAGGAAAAAAAAACCCUACCACCAUUAAUAAUGUUGAAAGAUGUUCUGUGAUUGCAUGAUUGGGUUGUUAGCAAGGCUUUUCAUUGGAAGGCACGUGUAUGCAGGAGACUAAAGAGCAAACCCUUUAUCUUCAUGUAAAUCUUCAUAUUCCAUCAGUAACAAUGUACAAGUAACUGACUUGGCCACUUAUUAUGUUAAAUUAUGUAUCUAUAUACUCAGUACAGAUAACUGCAGAACUAUGCUUCGUCAGUUUUUCAGAAAGCCAUCUAAGACUAGUUUCAGGCUAUUUUCACUGUACAAUGCAGCAGUUCUCUUAAGAUCUUUGAGAGUAAAAUGAAUGAAGCACUUCCCUUCCAUCUACCUACAUACACCCUGCUAGGUAUUGAUUUAUUUAAAUGCUUUCUGCAGUGGACUUGAUAAUCUGUUUCUAAAUUUGCUCCUCUCAUUUUAUAAAACUGAAAUGGGGCAGUUUUUAGUUAGUAACUUGCAAACCAUACCUAAUAUAUAUAAAAAAAAACCCAUGAACAUUCUCUUGCUGUAGACUAUAAGUUUAACGCCUAGCGUGCCUGUUUAUGCAUGAGAUUGUUCUGUACUACUCCUGCACUGUCUAACUGACAGCAAGAUUUACAACUUACAGGCAGUAUGCAUGAACUUUCAUGUUUAUCAGUGUAUAGCUUAGCAGGGGAUUUUACAUUUUUCUCUUUAAAUGUUGGGACAUCAGUAGCAGAUACUCCAAAUUUGAAAAGCACAGAGGAAAGGCUUGAGAGGUGUGUAGGGCUCUUGUUGGUAUUUACUCAGCUCUGUGUUAAUGAAAUACCACUCAAAGGCACUUCAGCCUUACAUCCUUGCCUCACUAGAUAAACUGAUGUGUGAACUGUUUGACCAUCAUCAGGGGCGUAACUAUAGAGGAAGCAGACCCUGCGGCUGCAGGGGGGCCCAGGAGGUAUAGGGGCCCCAUGAGGCCCUGAUUCAUAUACAAUUUCAAUAAAUAUUGGAGGAACAAGUCAACCUCUAAACAUUUUGGGGGCCUGAAAAAUAAUUUGCUGUGGGGCCCAGUAAUAUCUAGUUACGCCACUGACCAUCAUGAUUCUUCAAUAUAGAGCAAGACAUUGACUUUACGGCUCUGAACAAGGAUAGGUUUUGUCCAGAAAGCCCAUCAAGAGUGAGCUCUCAUUUAUCACACAGAGGAAUGUAUAUAAGUGUCUCAGAAGGCAGAGUAGAAAACAGUUACAUUCAGCAACAUUUUAAUGAUACAGUACCUGAAUGUUUGCCUUUGUCACACAAUUCUUUCUAAUUAUUCCAAGUCUGAGAAUGCAAUUUCAGUAUCUGCUCGUGUUAAUUUCAUAACAAAGUCUCCACAGUAUGCACGGUGCGAGGUUCCAUGCUGUGAAACAGAUAUGGUAGAAGUUCAGUGAACCAAAGAAUCACCUUAACUUCUUGUUCUAGCAAAAGGAACAUGGUCAAAUGCUUCUAUUUUCUUAAACAGGGGAAGGAAGUGAAAUUAUUUGCGGAGCAUGAAGAUAUUAGGUUAAUGACAGUCCAGACAGAUUCAAAAUACUGACAGCUACACAGAAGCUUAAACAGCUCCCCACUCGCAAAAUAAUAGUGAGUGUCUAUGACAUCUUAAAAUUAAUAGAAUUGGCAUUCUGCAAGACUUAGAGAUUUAGGAUUGUUUAUGGAAAAAUUCUAUUAGUCAAAUAAAAUCUAGUGAGGAACGUGUAUUGCCAGUGGCAUAACUAGAUGUUAUUGUGCCCCACAGUAAAUUCAUUUUAGGGCCCCCUAAAUAUCCAGAGGUUGUCCUGUUUUACCAAUAUAUAUUGAAAUGGCUCAUAUAUAUCAUGGGGCCCCCUAUACCUCCUGGGCCGCAGGGUCUGCUUCCUCUGUAGUUACGCCCCUGUGUAUUGCUGUGUUUAUGCUUAACCCGACCCGAAGGAAAAUAAAUAUUCCAGGACUUAAGUACAAUAUAAUUUUUAUGUGCCAUGUAAGAAGCCAUGAAUAUUUUGUAGACAUCAAACUAGCCUCUGUAUUUAUUUUCCUGGAUCUUCAAGUGUAGAGUAAUUAUUUUUAAAGGAGAAUAAACCACCCAUUAUCAAGCAGUCUGUCCUCUGCACAGACUUGGCUGCCUCUACCUAACCCAAUUAUCUGUGCAGGCUCAUCACUGAGGAGGAGGAUGCAAUCUCAUCCUAGCUUCCAUUGUGCAUUUUCCUGAUGAGUAUUCUCUUCCAGGGAGCCUGGUCACCGGAAUGAAAAAGUCAAACAUGAUGGACGUCAACUCUGAUGUGCUGUCCUGCUCUGCGUUUCCCAAACAGAUAGAGGGGAAGGGAGACAGAUCUCAGCCAAGCAGAUGAUGCCAUUUUGAAAGGGAGAGGUGGUUUUUUGAUUAGAGUGGGCUUGAGUUCAUUUAGGGUUAUUAUUCCUUUCCAUAUUAUUAUGGUUCAGUGCUGUCCAACUCUUUCCAUGUAUGGACCAGUUAGGUAACAUUCUACAUGUUUGUUGGGCUAGAUUAUAGCAAAUGGUGGUAUUGUACACAGCAGUCUUUAGACCCCAUAAGCUGGCAGGCGCUGUAAAAAUUCCCACACUGAAUAUAAAGUGCAUGUAACCUUCCUAUUGAAUUUUAAAUUAACAAGUUUACAUUCCAUCUUUAAAACCCUGAUAAAAGAGAAAUAAGUGUACAGUUUAUGUUUUUUUUUCUGGUCGGUUACACGUUCUUCAG
Messenger RNA from Xenopus laevis (African clawed frog), 4413 nucleotides. RefSeq names its product septin 6 L homeolog (gene septin6.L). The record is from RefSeq and is a predicted model, not a curated record. The transcript is spliced from 10 exons. NCBI's taxonomy places the organism in Eukaryota, Metazoa, Chordata, Amphibia, Anura, Pipidae. Gene Ontology annotation, molecular function: GTP binding. The coding region runs from base 315 to 1604 and encodes 429 amino acids. Gene Ontology annotation, cellular component: septin complex.